GCAUAAACGGACGUACACCGGCAACUGGUCGUGGAAUAUGGAACGGUCUUGAGGUGUUUUUGAAUAAUGAAGAGUUUAUGUCAAAAAUUGGCUUGAAACCUGGUUACCACGGGAAAACAUUUAUUGUUCAGGGAUUCGGCAACGUUGGCUCUCAUGCGGCACGAUACAUAGUACGAGCAGGCGCCAAAUGUAUUGGAGUACAGGAACUCGACACGGCCGUCUACAAUCCAAAUGGUAUUGAUCCGGUGAAACUGAAC
This is a messenger RNA of Anisakis simplex (herring worm), 257 nucleotides long. NCBI's taxonomy places the organism in Eukaryota, Metazoa, Nematoda, Chromadorea, Rhabditida, Anisakidae. The record is from the annotation of a GenBank genome assembly.